Messenger RNA from Lachancea fermentati, 864 nucleotides. The record is from the annotation of a GenBank genome assembly. Lineage: Eukaryota; Fungi; Ascomycota; Saccharomycetes; Saccharomycetales; Saccharomycetaceae.
AUGGAAAGCAUAAGAAGAUACCAGUGGAAUGGCUCUCUUAAUAUUGAGGUUCUAACUGAUUCCGCAAUAGUUUUAGCGGGCACGCAAGAAGAGAAGUGCCGUGUCUCCUUCAGAAUACCGAGAGAUACAUACCUUACAAUAUAUUUACCCUACAUCCUCGAGCGGCUGGAGGAGAUAUUGAAGAAUAAUGUGACAGACCGCUACAAAGGAUGGUGGUUUAGCUUCGACCAAGUACCUCUAGAUUGGACAUAUCCUAUAGGCGUGCUCUAUGAUUCCCUUGUGCAGUUGGACCCGUCCUUCAGAAAUUCAACAAUGACAAGUGACACCGUUAAUGUGUGGAAAUUAGUGAUACACCACGACGAAAAGCUGCCCCCGGGAAUCAUUCCCAUAAUAAACGGUAUGAAACAAAUCCAAGAGUAUUGGAUGCAUCAAUGGAAGCAAGCCUGUUUUGUUCUCAACGGGUCUUCAAAGCAGAUAAUGUCACUGGCGAAAGCAGAUUCGAUGAGCUUUUGGUACAGCAUUUUAAACAGAGAUCAAAAGACGUUUGACCGCAUUUUGGAGAAGAUAUUGCAAAACCGCGAUACCGUAAAAAAUAUUCCAUUGAAGAUUCAUGUAGCAUCCUCUGAGGUCAAAUUGAUCGAAUCCAUAACAAACGCAUCCACAUACGAUCCCAAACUAACUCUUAACGACAUUCUUCGGAGGGCAUGUCCUCAAAUAUUUUCAGCAGAAGAGCCGAGUUGUUUCGCUAAACCUAUCGUGCAGGGUAUCGAAGUGCCACUUGAUUCAUUAAUCUUAAACCUCUUCAAUUGCUUCAUGAGUUUUGAUGGGUUUCUUCACGUCUCAGUAUCCCAAGUGAAAAAAUAA